AUGAAGACCACCACCACCGCCACCGCGCUUGUGGUCAUUGCUCUGUGUCUGUCCAACUUCUCCUCUGCUCUGAAAAUAUGCGCCUUCAACGUACAAAGUUUCGGGGAAUCAAAAGCCAACAACAACAAGGUUGUGGGGAUUCUACUGAAGAUUCUGUCGCGGUGUGACUUGUGUCUGGUUCAGGAGGUCCGAGACUGUAAAGGCGAAGCCAUCAAAUCUCUCAUGGCCAGGCUGAACAGGUUCGACAGAUCAAAUUCCUAUUCUCACGUGGAAAGUGAGCGGCUGGGGAGGAAAUCUUACAAGGAGCAGUACGUCUUCAUCUAUAGGGACAAGGUGCUCAAGUUCACAGAGCAGUAUCAGUACCCCAACCUGCUGACUGAGGGAACCAAUGAGAGCCAAGUCUUCUCCAGAGAGCCUUUCAUCGUGCGCUUCCACUCCCCGACUACAUUGGUCAAGGAUUUAGUUCUGAUUGGUCAGCACACAUCCCCCAAAACUGCCAUGAAGGAGAUGGAUGAGCUCUACUCUGUCUUCAAAGACGUCGCCAAGAAAUGGAAGACAGACAACGUCAUCAUCUUAGGAGACCUCAACGCCGCCUGCAGCUAUGUCACGAAAAAGGGCUGGAGGACGGUUCGCUUGCGCUUGGACCCAAAAUUUCACUGGCUGAUCGGAGACGAGCAGGACACUACGGUUCGGGAGAAGACCACGUGCGCAUAUGACCGGAUCAUUGCUCAUGGGCGAGAAAUGGUCUCCACAAUAGUCCCAGAAUCUGCUCAACCGUUCGACUUCAAAGAGGAGUUCCACCUCACGGAGAAUGAGGCUCUGGAAGUCAGCGAUCACUUUCCAGUGGAGGUGGAGCUGAAGCCGACCCACCGCUACCACCUGCGCCAUGAGCUGUGACUUCAAGUGUAAUGCAUGAAACGGAU
Synchiropus splendidus (mandarinfish) is the source of this 923-nucleotide messenger RNA. It is a transcript of the gene dnase1l1l, whose product is annotated as deoxyribonuclease I-like 1-like. The transcript is spliced from 8 exons. Gene Ontology annotation, cellular component: nucleus. Gene Ontology annotation, biological process: DNA catabolic process. The record is from RefSeq and is a predicted model, not a curated record. The coding region runs from base 1 to 897 and encodes 298 amino acids. NCBI's taxonomy places the organism in Eukaryota, Metazoa, Chordata, Actinopteri, Syngnathiformes, Callionymidae. Gene Ontology annotation, molecular function: DNA nuclease activity.